UCUUCCGUAACCGCGACGCGAUCUGCUGACGAUGAUGACGAGGAAGGCCGAUGCAGCAACAAGCAGCAAAGAGUGCUUGUUGUGCGGCGGAGGUGGCGGUGGAAACCAUGGGCGCAUGGACACGGGUGCUGGCUGGGUAGCAGCGUUCUCAGCUUCAGCCCUUGGUGCAGCCAUUCGCUACUUCAUUGCAGUGCUUUCAGGGUACACGCAGAACGACGCCUUCCCCUCCGAGCAUGCAUUAAUCCUGGGGUGCGCCGUUAUGGGCGCCGUCUCCGUCGUGCAACGCAGAAUAAGCAAGUGGCUCGCAUUCAUUGUAGCCACAGGGUUUGCUGGCUGUUGCACGACCUUUUCAUCCUGGCAGCUGGAGGCAGGAGCACUCUUGUUUGGGCAGCCGGUCGAGGUGUUGGUGAUUGAACCCGACUCGCCAACAGAGCAGGCGCUGAGCUGGCUGUCGCUGCUGGUGUCCGGCGUCUUCGUGUCGCUGGGAGCGUUUGGCGCAGGCCGCGUACUUGCUCUCGCGUGCAUCACUGCACACGGCGACGUCGCACCGCUGCCAACAACGCUCUCUGCGUCGGCGGCCCCAAAGACAGACGCGCAGCUGGAGACCAUCCUGCAGCACAUGCUGUCGGACAACGCCGGCAGCAACGGCAGCACGGCAGCAGCAGAUGCAGACGGCGAGACAGCAGCGGCAAGUACAGCCCAGCAAGAGCAAGUGGAAGACCUCGAUCCAAGUCUGAGCGACGACGACGAUGAGGACGGUGAUGCUGGUGACCGUGCACCAUCGCCUCUCUCUGGCACAGCCACAAUGGCUGCGACAACGGCAACGCCGGCAACAGCAGUCACAGCACCACAGCAGCCCACAUAUGUGGUGGACAGCCCGCCACCAGCUGUCGCUGGUGCAGAUGUGUCGCCAACACCAGAGAGGCUUCCCCUCGUUGCUCUCGCUUUUGUGGUGCCCGUGGUUGCCAUCACCAUCGCUUGCCUGUCUGUAGACAACACACAGCACGUGGGUGUGGUGUGGAUCAUGAUCUUCGCUCUCCCAGGCAUGAUGAUACGGCACUGGUUGUGUACUCGCAUUCGUCCGCGCCGGUACAAGCACGUGUUCUACUUCAACGGUACCUUGAUUGCAAACAUGCUCGGUACCGUCGCGCUCGCUCUCCUCGGCAUUCUGCGCGACCAGAAAUCUCUCUUUGACACAUCCUCCCUCGCAAGUGCUGCGUCGGUGAGCGUUGGGCUGCAGGUUGGUUUCUGCGGAUCCCUCACCACCGUGUCGUCCAUGGUCAACGAUGCUUACAAACUCAUGGACAGCAGGCCCGGCCUGGCCCUGGCGUAUUUGGCUUGGUCCGUGGUGCUCGCUCAAGCCCUCCUCAUCCUCGUGUUUGGAACAUACGCGUGGACCAGAUAGCACACGUCACACACGCGCGCGCGCACACGCAGACACACACAGACACAUAGACACACACACACGCACACACACACGCACACACACACACACACA
Molecule: messenger RNA, 1498 nt
Organism: Salpingoeca rosetta
Lineage: Eukaryota; Choanoflagellata; Craspedida; Salpingoecidae
Exons: 8
Coding region: 32-1405 (457 amino acids)
Biological process (GO): fluoride transmembrane transport
Cellular component (GO): membrane
Molecular function (GO): fluoride transmembrane transporter activity
Source: RefSeq, a predicted model, not a curated record